This is a messenger RNA of Caenorhabditis angaria, 1569 nucleotides long. The record is from the annotation of a GenBank genome assembly. Lineage: Eukaryota; Metazoa; Nematoda; Chromadorea; Rhabditida; Rhabditidae.
AUGUCGAUGGACUUUUUGCUUCGAACCGAGGCGCGGGAAUAUGUCAGUUUGCCAGUGUUUUUUGGGUGAGUUGAACAUAAAUCAGAAUCCGAAUUAAAACAUACAUUUUUAAAGUUCCAGAGCGUUUUCGGCUUGUACUGCGCAAAAUGAAUUGAAUCCAGUUGACGAAAAAAAUCAAGAAGAGACAGAUGUUGUCGAAAAGUUAUUGAUCGAUGAAAGAAUGAGUCAAGUAACAGCGGAUCUUUUUCAAUCUUCUAUCGAGUUUGUGAAACCUUGAAUAUAUAUAUCUUUCAAUGAUUCGUUUCCAUUUUUCAGCAAUUCUGAUAUUCGAUCAACAGCUUCAGCUUCAACAAAAUUGGAUAACACAAAAGAGAGAAACAAUUUGACAUCACAAAAACAUUUGAUUCACGAGACAAAUCGUCGUCGAAAUCCUCAAUAUAAGUCAAUUGCUCUUCGAGCAUUGCGCUAUGAUUAUAUUGAAAAAUCUGUUAUGAGCAGACAUUCUCCAUUUUGUGUGGUUGAUCCGGAAGAUAAAAUCGAUUUGAAUCUUGAUGUAAGUUCUUUUUCUAAAAUUAAUCUGUGAAGUCCCAAAAAAAUCGGUGCUUUCAGAGUAACCUUAUUGUCAAUGUCUCAAUUUAUAUUGGAUAUAGUCGAGAAUUAACUCCACACGAAGUUCGACUCGGAAGAAGAGUAAGAUUGAUUGGUCAAGUUCAAGAUCCCAAAAUGUCUUAAUUUCAGCUGAAAGUAACUGAUCGAAUUGAAUUAAGUGGAUGUCACACACUUCUCGAACUGAAAAACGCAUUUUCAUGCCCAUCGGAAUACCGAUUCACCGAAGAUUUCAGUCAAAAACAGCCAACCCCUGCUGACUUUUCGAAAAACAAAUACGCAGUUUCAUUUUUCUUCAUUCAUGACACGUUUUAUGUUGAUAAUCCGGACAAUAAUACCGAUCCAUCAGAGUAAGAUUUUUGUCAGAAUUUUAUUUUCUAAUGCAAAAGUUUUCUGAUUGCAGAACAAUUCGAAACUGGGCUGCAACGAAAUCAUCAGUUGGGGAAAUGCAUGUCAAAGACAUGAGAACCACAAGGUACUUUUUGGUUUUUGCAAGAACAAGUAUGAAAAAUAUAUUAUAAAUUUGUAGAUUGGAUCAAUUGACAGCUCGACUUGGACAACCUUAUGUUUUUAUUCAUCAAGGAACUUGUGAACAUCUCAUUGUUUUCAAUGAAUUAUCACACAGGUAAUUUAACUUUUCAAAAGAUUCUUUGUCAGAAAAUUAAAAAAAAACAAUUUUUCAGGAACGAAUCGUAUGAAAACGCAGUUCUUCCUCGUCAUAUUUUCGAGCGAAACUUCCGUCGAAUCAAUUGCAAUGUUUGUCGAGCUGAAUAUGCACAUUGGGCAAUUCUACAACAUCAAAAUCUUCUUCCAAAUUGUCCCGGCUAUUUAUGCACGGAUUGUUAUCACGAACUCUGUUUCGAUGCUCAAAACAACAAAGUCGAAGAUUUCAUUGCCGUUCCAUAUUGCGAUCGAAAAGAAGUUUGUCAAAACGGCAUGUUUCUCCCUGUGCAUAGAUUUUAA